Phalacrocorax carbo (great cormorant) is the source of this 1761-nucleotide messenger RNA. The record is from RefSeq and is a predicted model, not a curated record. Lineage: Eukaryota; Metazoa; Chordata; Aves; Suliformes; Phalacrocoracidae.
CCGGACCCGGCAGUGCCCGCUCGGCUCCGCCCCGCCCCGCCGCGGCCCCGCCAGCCCCUGCCCGGUGCCGCCCGGCCGGGAUGCGGGGCCCGGCGGCGGCGGCCCUGGGGGCCGGGGAGAAGCGCCGCUGCGGGGGCUCCCGGCGCGGAUGCGAGCCCUACCCACCCUCCGGGUGAUCCCCGGACCCUGCCAGACGACCCGCCAGCCCCCCGAGGAUGAAGACGCUGGUCCGGCUCUUCCUAACGUUGGUGUGCGCAGCGGUGGUUGCCGUGCUGUACGUCCUGCUGUGCUCCCACGCCUGCCUGCGGCCGUGCUGCUGGGCCCCGGGGAAGCGGGGCAGCCCCACGGCACCCGCCACCCUCAGCUUCCAGGGGUACAGCCGUGUCCCUGACGGGAAGCCCCUGGAGCGAGUGCUGUGCAGCCGCUGUGCCAUUGUCUCCAGCUCGGGGCAGAUGCUGGGCUCACACCUGGGACAGGCCAUCGACAGGCACGAGUGUGUCCUGCGCAUGAACCAUGCCCCCACCGCCGGCUACGAGGAGGAUGUGGGGGCGCGGAGCACUGUCCGUGUGGUGUCGCACACCAGCGUCCCACUGCUGCUGAGGAACCAGCCCUACUUCUUCCAGCAGUCCCAGGAGACCCUCUACAUCAUCUGGGGGCCUUCAAAGAAGAUGAACCGGGAGAAGGUGGGCUCGACCUACCGGGCGCUGCUGAAGGUGAUGGAGACAUACCCCCGCCUGCAGAUCUACACCCUGACCGAGGAGAAGAUGGCAUAUUGUGACGAUGUCUUCCAGAACGAGACGGGGAAGAACAGGAUGAAGUCCGGCUCCUUCCUGAGCACAGGCUGGUUCACAAUGACCCUGGCCAUGGAGCUGUGUGAGCAGAUCUAUGUCUUCGGCAUGGUCAGCGACAGCUACUGCAGGGAGAAGAACCACUCGAGCGUGCCCUACCACUACUUCGAGAAGGGUCGGCUGGAUGAGUGCAGGAUGUACCUGGUGCACGAGCAAGCCCGCCGCGCCGGGCACCGCUUCAUUACCGAGAAAGCCAUCUUCUCCCGCUGGGCCAAGAGGAGGAACAUUGUCUUUGCCCACCCGUCCUGGGCAGGUGGGUAGGGCACCAGCCAUGGGGUGAGGCCCGGCAGCAGGGCAGCUGUCAUCCUGCAAUGACAUGUCUCGGCUUUGCUGGUGCCAUUGUUGAAAGCCUUUUGCUGAGCACUGGAGUAGGGAGUCUCCAUGUCUGCAGUAGCAGGGCUGGUUCCCCCAGCUGGUGGGUGGACUUGGACCCACCAUGUUAGUGCAUGGGGGGCAUGAACUGGACCCACGGAGCCCCAUCAGCUCCAAACACCUGCCCAGAUGAACCCAGAGCAGCCACAAAGGUUUUCCACUCGCUCUACCAGGAUGAAUAUUUAAUGUGGGAUUAAACAUUCACGCUGGUGGGCUCCAGCACAACACGGGCAGGAGAGCGCAGCCCCACCAGUGCCACGAUUUUGUGCCUCUCCCAGGAAUGAAGCUCCACCAUGGUCUGUGUCCCACUUGCACCCCAACACCCGGCACUGGGCGUGGGAGGCAGGGAGCCAGGUCUGGGCUCCCCAUCCUGCUGCCUUCGGCUGCUCUGUACCCAGGCAGGUCCCUGCAGUCCCCUGCAUCCCCCCAGCUGGGAAGCCCAGGGGCCACACACACCCCAGGGGCUCUAAAUUGCCUUGUCACAAGUGCCCUUGGAUUCAGACCAAAGCAAACAUGGCCAUUAAAAGUGUUUUUAACUUGG